AUUUCUUAUUUCCUUGAAGUCAUGGAUCGAGCUAUUUAUUCUCUUGAAACAAGGUUUGAGCAAUUUCAGAAGUAUGAACAAACAUUUGGUUGCCACUGCCGAAAGAAGCUUUUUCAAGCUAAAGUUGAUAAAAUCUUAUCUACGAUCAAUCAUGUCACAAGAAAGGCUAAAUGA
Messenger RNA from Brassica napus (rape), 174 nucleotides. RefSeq lists its product as uncharacterized. The record is from RefSeq and is a predicted model, not a curated record. NCBI's taxonomy places the organism in Eukaryota, Viridiplantae, Streptophyta, Magnoliopsida, Brassicales, Brassicaceae. The transcript is spliced from 2 exons. Bases 22 to 174 code for a protein of 50 amino acids.